Messenger RNA from Haliotis rubra (blacklip abalone), 1065 nucleotides. RefSeq lists its product as uncharacterized. The transcript has a single exon. NCBI's taxonomy places the organism in Eukaryota, Metazoa, Mollusca, Gastropoda, Lepetellida, Haliotidae. The coding region runs from base 1 to 1065 and encodes 354 amino acids. Gene Ontology annotation, biological process: DNA integration. Gene Ontology annotation, molecular function: nucleic acid binding. The record is from RefSeq and is a predicted model, not a curated record.
AUGAAGGUCACCCAGGGGGUGGUGAAAAUGAAACAGAGACUGAGAACCAAAGUAUGGUGGCCAGGUAUUGAUGCACAAGCUGAAGCACACUGCAAGUCAUGUCAUGGAUGUCAAGUUGUAUCAAGUCCAAAUCCUCCCCCACCAUUGUUUCGAACAACUUUACCAUCACUACCGUGGCAACAUUUGGCAGCUGAUCUCCUCGGACCGUUGCCCUCGGGAGAUAACAUUCUAGUGGUAGUGGACUAUUACAGUAGAUUUUUUGAACUUUACAUUCUGAAGAAAGUUUCAACGGAUGCCAUCAUUGGCUGUUUGAAAAAGGCUUUUCUUACACAUGGUUUACCUUAUACACUGAAAACAGACAAUGGUCCACAGUUCAUCAGUGACAGUUUUGAGGACUUUAUGGAACAGGAGGGAAUAAUCCACAACACAUCCACACCUUAUUGGCCCCAGGCAAAUGGAGAGGUCGAGAGACAGAACAGGUCACUGCUGAAGAUAUUGAGGAUUUCUCAGGUGGAAGAGAAAAAUUGGAAACAGGAAUUGCAACAUUUCCUCAUGAUGUACAGAAGUACGCCGCAUUCAUCUACUGGAAAAGCACCAGCUGAGAUGCUCUUUGGUAGAAAAAUUAGGACAAAAUUGCCAGAAUUGGUUGACUUUGGUAUUGACGACGAUGUCCGAGACUUCGACUCUGUACAAAAGAUGAAAGGGAAGGAUUAUGCUGAUCUGAAGCGAUGUGCUCAACAUACUCCGAUACAGACAGGGGAUAAAGUGCUUGUUAGACAACAUCGUGAGAACAAGUUAAGCAGUAAUUUCCAUCCUCAACCUUGUACAGUAGUGAACAGGUAUGGGAAUGCAGUUGAUCUGGAAUCUAGUACAGGUGGCAUGUAUAGACGACAUGUUACUCAUGUUAAAAAGUAUGUGUCAAAACCAGAUGGUGAUGUGAAGAACACUAACAGUCAUGUUUCUAGUCAACAUCGUGCGUUGUCUGAGACAGCAGAGGUACGGGAUACAAGUGUUUCUAAAGUAACAGACAUUGACAGUACACCGGGUGCAGCAAAACAGGAGUAA